AGAACAAAACCCCUAUUUCCAUUUCUACUUCUCUCGCUUCUGGCGGGCGCUCGUGUUCCUCGCGAUUGGAUGCGCGCGCUCUCAAAUUCGCCUCACAUUUCGGUGGCGGGCGUGGAUUUCCCUCCUGCGCGACGGCGGUUUCCCGAGCUGUGAGCGAUGGCGUCGUCCGAGUUUCCGAAUGGUUUUGCUCCUUUCACCGCCGAGCACCCGCCCGUGCGAGGCCAGGCUGCUGCGAACGGUGCUCCCGCCAGCGCUGCUGGCGGCAUUCUGGAAGUGGAAGUUCACCAAGCUCGCAACCUCCACAACAUUUGCAUUUACGCCAAGCAGGACGUGUACGCCAAGCUAUCGCUCAACGACGCCGCCGGCGGGAGCGGGCCAACAGCGUUCUACACGGAGGUGGUCGACAAAGGAGGUAAAGAUCCAGUUUUCAACCAGAAGUUUUGCACUUCUCUCGUGCAAAGUGACCGUGCUUUGAGGUGCGAGGUGUGGAUGGCCAGCAAGAUGCGCGACUAUCUCCAGGACCAGCUUCUGGGGGCAGUCACCAUACCGCUGUCCACACUGGUCGGGAAAGACAAGGAGUUUAACGAGUUUGAGCUCUCGUCCACGGAGCUGUUCCACUCACCGGCAGGAAGCAUCACCAUGAGUCUCAAGUUUGAAGAGAUCACGAAGCUCGGUGACAAGGCAAGCCCAGAAGAAAGCAACGAUUGCGAAGUGACGGUGUGCAACUCCACCACCUCGAACCUCUCGGCCAGCAGCCUCGACGGCAUAGACUCCAAGGUGGUGGCUUUUGCGGACCUUGCCGACGCUCGGGAGGACGAGGAGCUCGUCUCGGAUUUCAUCCAGAGGAAACAGAAUGUGGAAGCGGCUGCCAAGGACGAUGGUAUCUACACAGGUCCUCCGUUUCUCAAGCUCGACUGCGCGGCUGUGAGGAAGAGUUUAGCAGCGGACGAGGCGCGGUCUGAAGAUGAAGUUCCGGAGCUGGACGACGAGCAGUCGGUGGUAGAACAAGGGACGGAUAAACUCUUCUCGGCUCCAGCAGCUAGCGGCGGUGAGAAGGAAAACAUCUCCAAGCCGGGACUCAAGCAGCUAGACGUUCCGGCGAGCCCAUCGUUGCUGGAAUCGUCCGUCAGUAACGGCGUAACUCCCACUCCCAGCUCGAAGCCGAAGGAGGAUCUCUCCAUCAGCAAGGCGGACGAGGAGAAACAUGGCAGAGCUGCGGAGCUCGGCGGUGGUGGAGAGGGCGGAGUAAUGAGCGACGAGGAGGCCGCAAAGUUUGGUUUCGUGAGCAAGCCUGUGAUCCAGCCGGAGCCGAGGAUAAUGCAGCAGGAGAUCAUGGACAUGUACACCAGGAGCAUGCAGCAAUUCUCCGACGCUCUCGCAAAGAUGCAGCUCCCGGUGGACGAGAACGGAUUGAUCAAGCUGGACGAGGCCGCCUCCUCGGAGACGACUAACAGCAAAGACACCAAGAACACGAAUGACAACAACAACUCUAGCAGUGGCUCCGAGAGGAGUGGUGAGAGCAGCGGUGGAGGUAAGAGAAACUUGACUAGUUCUAACACGCCCAGGGUCUUCUAUGGCAGUCGAGCUUUCUUCUAAACUUUCAGGGAGAGGUCAGAUCAACACACUACUUUUUUCCUUUUUUUUUUGCUCUCCACAGAACGAUACAAAUCGAGCAUCCAGUGCUAAAAUCCUGUGUACAGUUCUUACAGACGUCUAUGAAAAAAAUAUUUCCAGUGUAA
Messenger RNA from Selaginella moellendorffii, 1739 nucleotides. RefSeq lists its product as uncharacterized. Bases 157 to 1596 code for a protein of 479 amino acids. The transcript has 2 exons. NCBI's taxonomy places the organism in Eukaryota, Viridiplantae, Streptophyta, Lycopodiopsida, Selaginellales, Selaginellaceae. The record is from RefSeq and is a predicted model, not a curated record.